Messenger RNA from Danio rerio (zebrafish), 1547 nucleotides. It is a transcript of the gene rdh10b, whose product is annotated as retinol dehydrogenase 10b. Gene Ontology annotation, cellular component: endoplasmic reticulum membrane. NCBI's taxonomy places the organism in Eukaryota, Metazoa, Chordata, Actinopteri, Cypriniformes, Danionidae. Gene Ontology annotation, biological process: regulation of hormone levels; retinol metabolic process. Gene Ontology annotation, molecular function: all-trans-retinol dehydrogenase (NADP+) activity. The record is from RefSeq and is marked provisional.
GGAUGCUGAGGGGUGCAGAUUUUGGUUAAACAGGGUGUUUCUUUUAUCACGUUUGCGGUUUGAUUUCUUAUCUAGUUUCAUUUCUUGUCGAUUUAGUUUGUUUAGUUUGUCGAGUUGAAACACCAUGAAUAUCGCCACCGAGUUGUUCGUGGUCACUUUUAAAAUAAUCUGGUCGUUCGUACUGGCCGGUGCUAAAUGGUUUAUUCGUCCACGGGAGAAGAGUGUGGAGGGCCAAGUGUGCGUUAUUACCGGAGCUGGAAGCGGUCUCGGGCGGCUGUUUGCGCUCGAGUUUGCCCGCAGACGAGCGACCCUUGUGCUGUGGGACAUCAACCGACAGAGUAACGAAGAAACUGCAGAGAUGGCGCGAGAAAUCUACCGACAAUUGAAGCCCUCCACCGGGUCUUCAGAUAGUGUUCAGGAAUUGCCUCUUCUCCAGCCGAAGGUUUACACGUAUAUGUGUGAUGUCAGUAAACGUGAGAGUGUGUAUUUGACUGCAGAGAAGGUUCGCAGUGAGGUGGGAGACAUUGACCUGCUUAUCAACAAUGCUGGAGUCGUGUCAGGACGACAUCUUCUUGACUGCCCAGAUGAGCUUAUCGAAAGGACAAUGAUGGUCAACUGCCAUGCUCACUUCUGGACUACAAAGGCGUUCCUGCCAAAAAUGCUGGAGCUGAAUCACGGACACAUUGUAACUGUAGCAAGCUCCUUGGGGUUGUUUACAACAGCUGGUGUGGAGGACUAUUGCGCUAGCAAGUUUGGAGCCAUAGGCUUUCAUGAGUCUUUGAGCCAUGAGCUGAAAGCAGCUGAUAAGGAUGGGAUAAAGAUGACUCUCGUCUGUCCUUUUUUAGUUGACACUGGCAUGUUUGAAGGCUGCAAAAUUAGGAAAGAAAUGGCUCCAUUUUUCCCUCCACUGAAGCCAGAGUACUGUGUAAAACAGGCUAUGAGAGCCAUACUAACAGACCAGCCAAUGAUCUGCACCCCUCGGGUCAUGUACAUGGUCACCUUCAUGAAAACUGUUUUGCCGUUUGAUGCCAUUGUGUGCAUGUACAAAUUUAUUGGGGCUGAUAAGUGCAUGUACCCUUUUCUGGCUCAACGCAAGGAGUCGACGAACAACAACGAAUCAAAGACUGGAAUCUAAUUGGUUCUGAUUGAUGAAUUCUGUGUAGUUCCUCUGGAACGAUGAAAGCUGUACAUUUACAAGUCCUUCCUAAUGACAUUUUACUGCCAUCUUUUGAGAUUGCAAUAAUGACUGAGUAGAGAUUUAACUUUAAUUAUGAAAUGAUGUGUUACUGUAAGAUUAUAUAAGAAGGUCUGUCACCUAUUUAUGUGUACACAUUUUAUUUGUUGUGUGUUGUUGCUUUCCUUUCAACAUUCUAUGACUUUGUCACUUUAGAGGUUUGAUCCUCCCAAUAAUGAAGUGCAAUAUUGAAAGUAUUUCCUGUUGCCUUUUGUGGUCUUGAUGUGUUGAUGAUUUGGAUGAUGCCAAUGAUUGACAUGAGAUCAUCAAAACAUGCCAUAAGUGCAUAUUCAAUAAAUGAUGUUCAAAUGAA